UCCCCAGCGGGAGACUGCGCGCAAACGCCCCUCGCGCCCCGCGCCCGCCGGAGAAGUAACUCGGGGCUCCACUCCCCGGGGGUAGGGGACUGCAACUGGACUUCCAUCGUCCCACCCCAGCAGCUCAACCGACGUCGCGGGACUCACAGAUGCCCUCCAGCGGGCAGAGCCCGCGACACGUCGGGAGAGCGGGGCCGUGCGAGGGACACCGAAACUUGGCGGCGGGGGCAGGGCGAAAGGGGACUCUGAGCGUCCCGAGAGAGGGAACCAGGCAGAAGGCGGAGUGCCCGAGGCCCCGGGAGGGGUGAAGCGCGCGGCCAGCGGAGCCCAGGGACCGCCCAGGGGCGCGAGGCAGGGUGCCCGAGGGCGGCCCCGAGGGAACAGGGAGGGCGGCAGGAGCCAGAGGAGGGGCGUCGGGGAGGCGAGGCGGGCACGGGGAGCGUUUGCGGUGCGCGGACUGGGAUCCGAGGCACGUUCGUCCUGGAGCUCAGACCAAUGGAAGUUCUGGAUCCGCCCUGUCGUUGCUCUGUCCAAUCUGCGCAAGGGCACCUCCCCUGCCACCCUACGGUCAGUCACCAAUCGUCAGUGAGGGCCGGCCCAGGCACGCUCCGCCUAUGUCAAGGCUAUUGAGACUUUGGAUUGGCCAGUCUGACUUCGACGUGACGAGGCUUCCUCUCUGAUUGGACUACCCGGCGCGGGGCGCCUGGCGCUCAUUGGAAGAGGAGGCUGCGAGGCGGGACGGCGCGAACCUUGGAGCGCGCGCCCGGUGGGAGCUGCUGGCCAGCGGGACCGAGAGUGAAGCGGACGUGGGACCUGGCUGCUGCCGCCCCGCGCGCCUCCCCGGCGGUCGAGUGGACAGCGAGCGCGGCGGAGUUUGUGUCCCUGCAAGUGGGUCGUCUCCGUGGUCGGCCCCGAGAGAUGGACUGGGAUCACCUGGAGCUGAACCCCAGGAUCGUCGCUGCGGUCAGGAAAGCCAAACUGAGGUCCGCGCGGGACGUGCUCCGCUUCUCCGGGCCAGACCUGCAGAGGCUGACCGGCCUCUCGGGCCCCGACGUGCAGCUCGUGCUCAGGACAGUCUCCCGCCGCCUGCGGGGGGGCAGCGUCCUCACAGCACUCGACCUGCACCGGCAAAGGGACCGCUUCCCGGAGCAGCACCAGCGCCUGAGCUUGGGCUGCCCGGUGCUGGACGGGCUCCUGGGCGGCGGGCUGCCCCUGGACGGCAUCACGGAGCUGGCGGGCCGCAGCUCGGCGGGGAAGACCCAGCUGGCACUGCAGCUCUGCCUGGCGGUGCAGCUCCCACGGCGGCACGGAGGCCUGGAGGCUGGGGCCGUGUACGUCUGCACGGAAGACGCCUUCCCCGACAAGCGUCUGCAGCAGCUGAUCGCCCUGCAGCCGCGCCUGCGGACGGACGCCCCGGGGGACGUGGUGGGCACGCUGCCGUUCUCGGACCGCAUCUUCGUCGAGCACGCGGCCUCCGUGGACUCGCUGCUGGACUGCGUGCGCAGGAGGGUGCCCGCGCUGCUGUCGCGGGGCGCGGCCCGCCUGGUGGUCAUCGACUCCGUGGCAGCCCCGUUUCGCUGCGAGUUCGACGGGCCGGCCUCCGCACGCCGGGCCCGGGCGCUGCAGGCGCUGGGGGCCUCGCUGCGCGGGCUCAGCCAGGCCUUCCGGAGCCCGGUGCUCUGCGUCAACCAGGUGACGGAGGCCGUGGAGGAGGACGCAGCGCUGGGACCGCUGGGGGCCCCGGGGGAGCGCCGGGCCCCGGCCCUGGGCAUCGCCUGGGCCAACCAGCUGCUCCUGAGACUGAUGGCCGACCGGCGCCGCCCUGAGGAAGCCGGGCUGGGCCAGCCCGGCCGCACCCUCAGGGUGGUCUUUGCCCCCCACCUGCCCCCCUCGUCCUGUUCCUACACCAUCAACCCCGAGGGGGUGCGCGGGACGCCCGGGACCCAGUCCGGCUGACGCCGAGAGCGCCCGUCUGGGCAGAGCCCCCCCAGUGCCAGGGCCCCGGGGCCCCGUCUGCAUGGUGCCCCCGGGUCGGGGCCUCCGGGAGGGGUCAGGGCCUCCGGGAGGGGUCAGCGCAGACGGCCUGCCAGAACGCGUGUCCCCUGGGGGGUCCCCCUCCCCCACUGGGCCGGCCCCACAGGGCACCCACUGUGUCCAGGAGCCCCGGGCCCCAGGGAGCAGCAGCGCCCCCCUCCCCGUGGCUCCGGCCCAGCCCCUGGGAGGCUCCUCCCCCUCUGCUGUCCCUGCCCCCGCCCCUCCCGCCGUUGGUGCUGGCCUGUGGGGGGCUGGCCCGUCUGCGGAGACAGCACCGGUCCACCCGUCCACCACGCCUCCCCAGGCCUGGCCUGGGCGGUGGGGACAUCAGCUCCAGCCUGGUGGGGCGUCCACUCUGACAGGCACAUGGCAGGGCCACCUGCAGGGGCUGUCCUCCCGGAUGAGAACAGACCUCCCGCUGGCAUGGGCCCUGCUGCACCUGGGCACCAGCUCAGGGCACAGCAGCCCCGGUGCAGAGGACACAGCCUGUGUGCACCUGUGUGGGCAGAGCCAGCCGUCUUCACCCCUGUCCCCUCCCCACCCCCGUCCGGACCCCCCGUGAUGCCUGGGCGGGGGCUGAGGAGGGGCUGGGACCGACACACGGCCAGCACAGCGGUGGCCCCUGGACCCAUUCACGGUGACCAGCCCUUGGCCCUUGGAGACGGCCGUGCCCUCCCAGCCCCCAGAGUGACGGAGGCGCCAGAGACUCAGGGGCUUGGCCGCCCCCCGAGAACUGGGGCACAGCCGCCCGGGGCUGCUGCGGGCUCUGGGGGAGGGGCACAUCCCUGUCACUGGCCAGCAGCCUGCUGCUCGGACACGGACCCAGG
Messenger RNA from Phyllostomus hastatus (greater spear-nosed bat), 2861 nucleotides. It is a transcript of the gene XRCC3, whose product is annotated as X-ray repair cross complementing 3. Gene Ontology annotation, cellular component: replication fork; Rad51C-XRCC3 complex. Gene Ontology annotation, biological process: double-strand break repair via synthesis-dependent strand annealing; t-circle formation; telomere maintenance via recombination. The transcript is spliced from 9 exons. The record is from RefSeq and is a predicted model, not a curated record. NCBI's taxonomy places the organism in Eukaryota, Metazoa, Chordata, Mammalia, Chiroptera, Phyllostomidae. Gene Ontology annotation, molecular function: ATP-dependent DNA damage sensor activity; ATP binding; four-way junction DNA binding. The coding region runs from base 919 to 1956 and encodes 345 amino acids.